AGCAGCACUCCAGCAGUAGUAAAGUCUCAAACGGACGGCCCCUUUUCAGAACAAGCCUCGUCCGAAAAGUUGAUAGGGGAUGUCCGUUUCUACCGACGUGCGGUAAAACGGUUCUUUACUCUGGUUUUGGGCUGUAUGAGCGCGAGGAGAGCCGAAGUGCGUAUUUUUGGACGUGUUUUUGUCAAAUGAAACGACUGUGAAAUGGCAGUGGAAAUGCUACAUCCAAACCGUAUGCCUCCAUAGGUUAAACCCAAAGCUACGUUUCUGUGGACCUGUUAAGACUCGGCCUGCGUCAGAGCCCCGCGAUGUGGAUCUGCAUGGUUUACAAUGAGACGGACAGCAGCGUGGACUUGCGGCUCUGCCAGGACUACGGCCUCAUCCUGUCAAUCUUCUCCAUCAUCUACCUCCUUGUGUGCUUCCCUUUGGGGCUAUGCUACAACAUUCUGCUGGUCGUGGUCAACCUCUCCAACAAGGUGUCCAUGACCAUGCCAGAUGUUUAUUUCGUCAACAUGGCCAUCGCAGGACUCGUGCUCAACGUGGUGGCGCCUGUGGAAUUGCUUAGCUCCACCUUCACCCGCUGGCAUGCAUGGGAGUAUAACAACGAGGUCUAUAUCACCCUGCUCAUCCUGUUCAACAUCUCCUCCCUGGUCAUCAUGUAUUCAACCACGCUGCUCAGUCUGGACUACUACAUAGAGCGGGCGCUGCCUCGUACCUACAUGUCCAGUGUGUAUAACACUAAACAUGUGUGUGGGUUCAUCUGGGGCGGGGCUGUUCUCACUAGUUUCUCUUCGCUGCUUUUCUACGUGUGCAACCACAUCUCCACUAAGAUGGUUGAGUGCUCAAAAAUGCAGAACAAGGAGGCAGCUGACGCCAUCAUGAUGUUCAUCGGCUACGUUGUUCCAGCUGUGGCUGUUCUUUAUGCCUUUGUGCUCAUUUUGCGCAUCAGAAAGGAGUCUACACCUCUAGAUCAGGACUCAGCUCGCUUGGACCCUUCUAUCCACAGACUGCUGCUUGCCUCAGUCUGUGUUCAGUUUGUACUGUGGACUCCAUACUACAUGACCCUGCUGGUACACACUGUAGCCGGUGCACCAGGGUAUAUUAGCAACGCACAAUACCUACCUACCUAUUACUUCUUUAGAUGUGUGUCCAAACUGCUAGCUUUCUCCAGCAGUUUUGCAAUGCCUCUCAUGUACAGGCAGAUGAACAAAAACUUCUCCAGCAAGCUUCAGCGGCUUCUCAGGAGGCUGCACUGCAGAGACCAGUCCUGCUCUCAUGAACGCUCAACAGUGCAGCAAGUGGUGACGUGAGAUCUACUCCUUGGGGGAGGAUAGCAACCAACCACUCCUGCUCCCCUUUAUCCAACCUCUCUGCCCUAGCCGGCACUUAUCUCUUCCCCCCCGUAGAGCCAGUAUCCGACCGGGCUCCCUCACCGCUCUGGAGUGUGUUAAGAGCGAUGUAGCUGACUGUGGAAUUUCCUGUCACCUUCCAGAGCUUGAUGUGAUCUUUUCAGCUCUGCAGUGAGAGGACAAAUCAAGCAAAAAACCACUAAGUGCUAUUAUUAUUACUGUCACCAAGUGAAGAUCUCCACUAAGACUCUUUGGUUUUUUAUCUGAGUGUGGUGAAAUGGCCCAAUCAGCUAAAACCACACAGACAUUCAAUGACAUAUUAGCACUACAGCAUUGCAGUGUGUGCAGCUUCCCUGAUGUGUUCUGAAUAUUCUGCUGACGGUGUGCAAGUUUUGACUAAUGCUUGACUGCCUACAAUUCACUGUAGAGUAUCAAUAUGCUGCUAGAUACACUUUAAGUCCAAAAAAAAGAUUUAUUUACGAAUGAUGCAUGAUGUUUUGAACCUAACAUACAACAGAACAAGUAAGCUUAAACCUUGAAUUGUCAUUUAUUUUGUUUCUUAAGAGAACUAUAGAGGCCAUAAUCACUUGAAAGAAAAGACAGUUCUCCUUUUUACAGUUAGAAGUCCUUUUACAUCAAUGUGUUGGGGUGAAUCAUCACUAUUAUCAUAAUAGUUAUACUUCACAUGGUGUACUUUAACUGACUGAAUUGUAGCCUUAUUUCAACAGCUGUUUUUUCCUCUUUGAUGUAUGUACUUGUACACAGAGAUUUCUCAUUCAUUGGUAUGGUUUUGAUCAACAUACAGGCAAAAAAAGAGAUUAUUGUUGCAUAUUUUAUAAGCUCUACAACAUACAUAGCAGUACACAUAAAUAGACAUCAUCCAAACCAUUCAAGGUCACACGCAACUUCAUAAAUCUCUUCUAUGAAGCUUGUAUUCAGGGUUCACACAUAACCAGUAUACCUCUUGUGAUCUCAGAUGAAAUCACAUCACCGUAAGCAAUCCAGCUCAUUUCAAAGUCAGCUCACUCAUAUAAUGAUAGAGCGUCAACCCAGUAUGAGAUUUAUGAAGCAGUGCCUCCGCAGAGAAGCCCCACACAGGGUCAGUGAAGUCCCCAUGGGGGUCACACAGGGGCCCUGAGGAGGUGGCAUGUUCAUUCCUUGAAUUGUACAAGCACUUUUAGAGCAGAAGGGAUUUUUGUUCAUUGGAGAUAUGAGGCCUUACUGGGUCAGCUCCAAGGGCACCAUCAAAACCCUUCAUGAAGUAGAAAUCCAAGGCAGUCAGCAGUGUGUUGGAUGCAGUUUGUACUGCAGCGCUUCUCAGAUUGAUUAAACUACAGUUCUCUACACAUUAACAAAGGGGCUUUGCUUCCUUGCCUGACUCUUAGUAAGAACAGAACAGAGUUACAGUGAUAAACACCAAUUAUUGAAAAAAAAGGUUGAUUUUGCAUGAGGUCUGUGGCAUCACUGCAUCAGUUUAGAUUUGUAUUUGCUUUAUGAAAGCAAGGCCAGUCUUUAAGUCAUCCUGUGAAGCAGGGAAGGGUAUUCACUUGAAGAAGAAAAUUAGAGUGGGCAUGUUGUAUUUCACUCUGUUAACAAUAAAUGAUAGUAUGCUAUCUCUGUAGAUUGGAUUUUUUCACAAGUAUGCUUCACUUUCACUGUCAGUUGCAGAUUUAUACCAGAUGUACUAACACAUACUUGAUGAUUUUCAUGUAAAAAUGAAGAUUUUUAACAUAUCAGACUUAAUCAUACAUAUUAUGAUUAUCAGUAAUGUUUGAGUUAAAUAUGGACUAGUUUCCAAGUUUAAAUCUUUGGCUGCGUUGUCCCACCUUUGUAUCUACACUCACCCAUUGACAAAUACUGUUAGUUUUCAGCUGACGUUGUAUGUUUACAUUAUGUUACACAGUAUGUGCUGCCCCAUAAACAGGCUUGAAAGUGGCACAAUUAAUCAUUGUUUAAACUCAGUUCAAAGUCCAAAUGCUUAUAUUCAGAAUCAGUAGGCUAACAGUAGCAGUCAUAGGAGCAAUGGUUUCAAACUAAGUUGUUGCCUCUCUGUCUGUCUGAUGGAUGGAUUGCAUAACUUGGUGCCCUUUAUAGCAAUGAAUGUGCUCGCUUCAUACUGAGAGAUUGUUAAUCAAAAGUUCCCCCAUCAUUUUACUGGACAGCAACAUAUAAUAGUUAACAAAUAUUUGUUAAGUUCUCUGAUUAUAUGACAUUAAUAAGAUUAUAUUCCCAUUGGUAUGAGCCUAGGAGGCAUGCAGGAGCAUAUUUUGAUCAUGAAAUUUCAGAGAAUUAAAUUUCAUAUUUGAUCAUAAAUUGCACAACAAAUCAUGCACUGUCAUAAUCAUGUUGUUUUGUUUUUUCAUGCUAAUGAUUGAUUAUUUCCACCAAUACAUUGUUGCUGUCAUACUAAAUAAAUUGCAUAUUUUCAACAGCAAAAUCAAACCAGUUCACCUCAGCUCAUGCACCCAACUUUUAAGCAAACAUUACACAAAUUUUCUUUGUUUUUGUUUUUUUUAUUUAUAUAACGUGUUUGUCAUAAAUAUGUGGAGACCUUUAAGGAGAUAUUUGGCCUUGGUCAUAGUAAGCAACCCCAGCAUAUCGACUGACUGCACGAUGCACACACGUUGAAUGAUGUUCGAUGAAGGGGGUUCAUAUAACAACAAGCUCCAACCACUACUUUGCUCAGAGUUCCGUUUUUUCUAAACAGGAUUUACUCUUUCAUCACUGAAAAAACAAGUGAGUAAUAAUCCUCGAGUUCUGUUUAAUAUCUAAAAUAAACCCAAUGUCAAAACACCCAUAAAUAUAUCCAGAUAAAUUUAACUAUUCAAACAGCAAAACCUCAUCAGUCAGGUUAACCCACUUUCAUGUGAUACUGUUGUGACUGUGUAUGCAAGCAUUUCUGUAUAAUACAAAAUAAUUUGUAUAUAUUGUAUGUGAGAGAUAAAAAGGAAGAUAUGACACUCUUUCAAAAGUACAGUAUUAUUUUCUGAGAGAUUUAUAUUUAGAUUCUGUAAGUAAUCUGCUCCAUUGUCAUCCGAGUCAAAGACUGAUUAAACAAUAAACUAAU
This is a messenger RNA of Cheilinus undulatus (humphead wrasse), 4413 nucleotides long. RefSeq names its product G protein-coupled receptor 146 (gene gpr146). The record is from RefSeq and is a predicted model, not a curated record. The coding region runs from base 306 to 1307 and encodes 333 amino acids. NCBI's taxonomy places the organism in Eukaryota, Metazoa, Chordata, Actinopteri, Labriformes, Labridae. Gene Ontology annotation, cellular component: membrane. Gene Ontology annotation, biological process: G protein-coupled receptor signaling pathway. Gene Ontology annotation, molecular function: G protein-coupled receptor activity. The transcript is spliced from 2 exons.